AUGGUUUCUGAGGACUGCGCGGGACAGGAAAGUUCGAAUGUUCCCAUAGUGACCGAAGGCUUAUUACGGUUACCGGGAAUCAUUAUGAGAGAAAGUUUGAAAAAGGAAAGCAAAGACAUUGCCAAGGGUGAUAAACAGAGAAUACAAACCCAGGAACAAAAUACAGAGAAUACAGAGAAUGAAAUACAGAGGUUCUCGGUUAAUAUGAUAAAGGGAAACGACAAGAGACUUUUACUUUGUGUCUUUAAUUUCCUGUGGAAGAGUAAACGAAAGAUAUUAGAAACAGACGCUCCAAGCAAGGAAGUCUCAGGAAAACCUACAUCCCUGCGAUCUUGGCGGGUCAAAGGUCAUGGGGUCAAAUGGACUCUCGCAGUUGUCCGUCUGACAGCCUUAGUGAUCGUGUGGCCAGGUCGAACGUCCUCCAAUUUCAUGCCGUACCAAAUCGAUUCGGAACCAGAUAUGGAGGAGGAGGAUCUCCGUAUCAGUGUGGUGGACGUUUAUGACUUGGCCUCGGAAAUUGGCAAGGAGUUCGAGAAGAUAAUAGACAAAAAUGGAGCAGAUGCGGUGACUGGGCUCAUGCCUAGGGUGAUCAGCGCCCUCGAACAGCUGGAGAAGUUGGCAACACGGCAUGAAUCCACGUCCUCGUACAUCCAGGAGCUGAGGGCGACCAUCACCCACCUCGAGAAUGAGAAGAUCGGCAAGGCAGAAGACCGGCAGCGCUACGAGAAGGAGCUGGAGGAGAUCGAGGACCGCCUGCGGGAGGAGAGCCACGAGCUGGUGGCGAUGGUGUCCCGGCUCCAGGAUGAGAACCGGAAGCUUUCCACGUCGCUCGCCAAGUCCGAAGGAACAGUCAUCCACUCUAACGGUUCGACACCUGAGGUUGACCUCAAAGUGGUGACGCGGCUGCAGGAGGUUAUCGAAGCGCAGCGGGAACAGAUGCACAAGACAGAGAAGGAAUGCCAUUUAAAAGCAACAGAGCUGGACAACCUGAAGUCGCAGCUGGACAAGGUCAACCAUGUGAACAGAGAACUGCGGCGCCGCCAGAGGACCUACGGCAGCCAGAUGCGGUCACUGAUCGACGAGCGCGCCGAGUUGCAAGCGGCGCUGCAGGAGGAGACGCGUGCUGUCAACGUGCUUCGGCAGCGACUGGGACUCGCGCAGAAGGAGAACGAGGACCUGGCCAGUUCCAGUAGUGAUAGCCUGGACUUGACCAACAAGUUGGUAUUUGACCGGGAUGACCCCAACCGACCUCGUUUCACAAUGACUGAGCUUAAAGAGAUUCUCUACGAGCGCAAUGAACUGAAAGCUCGUGUGUCUGAUCUCGAAGAUGAAUUGGAAAUGUACAGGCCCAAGGAAGAGCGACAGCGGAGCCACAUUAUCUGUCCUCCGGUAGAGAUGGUGGAUCCGGAGGGGGGGCUCCAGCCUCCUACAGACCCCCUCACACCCCCCCCCUCUCUCUCCGACUCACUUUCCAACGAGAUACAAGAUGCCGCAGAGGAAGAGGAUCCACCAGUUCAAGGUCCCAUGCCCUAUGAACCUGAUGAUGCCCCGUGGAGGAAGGGAGAAUCUGGUAUUAGGAAGUUCUUUGGGUACUUGAAUUCAGUAAGAGAGCGCUUGAUAAGUGGUGUAGAAGAGAAGCUUCUGGGCGAAGUGCAGGAAGGAAAGAUCAGCUCCUGAAGCUGGGCUUCCGUCGGCUCUUCGGUGAUGAUGAGACUGGCUCAGGAUCCAGUCCCAAGAAGAGCUUGCUUAACCUUAGCCGCCCCUGAGGACUCAGUAGGGCCUUGUGCAGCUGGACUAACCUCUGGGCCCGAGCAGAUGAUCACUAAGAAAGUCCAGCCUUAUUAUACCUGUCCCUAUGAGGAUAUGAUAUUCCUGCGUAAUCAAAGCCGCAUAAGAUAUCUCUGUGGUGCAACAAGGGGCAUAAAUGUUACAGUAUGCCAUCAGAUUCCUAUGAAACAAUACUUUGAGAGAACUUCUUCCAAAGCCCCUUUUUUUAUUUGUCAUCAUUGUGUUAGAAGUUUAAUGGGUAAUAGUGCUGACAGCUUUUCAGAGGGAGAGACUGAAAUAGAGUCUCUCAUCAAUAGAGGAGGACUAUCACUAAAUAGGGUAGGCACAAGGUAUCACAUUUUGGUUAUGCCUCAGGCUGCCAUUGAAAAAGAUCUGAAUUUUAGGGACAGUGUUUCUGAAGAAUCUGAGUGCCUAUCCGACUCUCUGAAUGGCUCUUGGAAACAAUUAAUCUGUGAAUUUCAUGUAACUGCAAGUGAAAGCUCAGUAAACUGGAAUUAUUAUAACUCUAAUGAAUCUUUAGCACCCAUGUUAAAUUUUAUGGAAUUUUAUAAGUCAGUCUUUGGGUAGUUAUGUGCAUUAAAUACGCAUUUGUUAUGGUUCAUAUAUACUGUUCAUGUACUAUAUUGUUAUAUGAGAUUCAUCCCAUUAUCAUGUACUGUCACUUAGCUUUUUUUUUUUUUUUUGCUGUCAUUAUAGUACUGUUUAAUUAUCCAAAGAAGUCUCCAUUUUGAAGAAACCUAUAUGAAUAUUUGAAGAAAUAUACAAGAGGCAGGAUUAUAUACCAAAGUCAUAAGUAUAUGUAAUAUAAGAUGAAUUUGUGUAUAUGAGUAUAGUGAUAUAUUUUGUAAUGACUAGAGUGCAUAUAAAGGGAUGUUAAUGAGGUGAUAUUUUACUGAAAGGAUUGAUAACAAUCAGUGGAACAUAUAUUUUAGUGACUUUCUUGGAAAAUACGACAAUCCAUGUCAAGUGUUGUACAGUAAAGGGAAAACCAGUGUGAUAAGUGUUUGUUAUGAAAUCCAUAUCUGUAGGACUAUGUCCUUGUGAUUACCAUAUCAUAAAUGUUGGCUAUAUUAUGGCUCUGGAUCCUGUUGGAGAGAAGGAAUUAUGAGUUUAUUGAUGAUAUUAAGAAGUGUGACUUUUGCUGUUUGACUUCCACUCUCUUGUCUGUGUUCAUCUUAUCUUCAGUUAUGUUUUAGGUUUUACAUGUGUAUUCCUUUAUAUAUCUCACUGAUCAAGAUAUUGAAUAAUCUGUAUUUUCUUUGAUUUGCUUUUUAUUUCUUAUAUAGGAAGUUAUGGAUCUGCUUUGACUGGGAAUUAACCCAUUGAUACAUGCACAUAUGCAUGUGAACUUGUAUAUAUGCCCUGGCCCUUGUGGUUUUAUUUAAUUUUGUUGAGAUGCAGAUGACCCCAGAAGCGCUUAGUCAACAAGGAAUCUGUUAUAAAGCCUACUUGACCUCAUCAAUUUAUCUCAUUGAUUUUGGAAAAAGGUUUUUAUUUUCAUUACUGUUAUUAUUGUUGUUAUUGGAAUAAUGAUGAUAAUAAUAGUAAUAAUAAUAAUAAUAAUAAUAAUAAUAAUAAUAAUAAUAAUAAUAAUAAUAAUAAUGAUAAUAAUUAAAACAAAAAAAAAAUAAUAAUAUAGUAAUAAUAAUAAUGAUGAUAAUAGAUAUUAAUGGUUAAUAACAUCAAUAGCAAUGUUUUCCUGAAAGCAAGAUCAGGUAGGCAUUUUUUGGCAACUAAGUGCUUGUGAAGCCAUCAGUGUAUAAACAAUAAUAAUAAAACAAAACCAUAGUGGACACAAUGUAUGUAUAUACUCAGCACCAGUGGGUUAGGAUUAAAAGAAAGAAAAAAAGGCAUCAAGGAGACAUCUGACUUUAUUUGUUCUUACUGACAAACUGCAUUCAGAAAAUGGAGUCAAAUAUAAUUCAAGUACAUUGCAGUAUGAGUCAGGUAAAGAGUGAUAUCACAAGGCUAGUGUAGAAAAAUGGAGUUAAUGUUCAGCUAUUUUGAAAUUAUUAUAUAUUAGCAUACUUUUGUUAGGUGUGUUCCAGUUUUAGACUGAACUGAUUUGUAUGAGGUAGGGUAAGUAUACCGAAAAUGAAACUCAACUGCAGGAUAACUUUCCUCAAAAAUGUAGAGUAAAAAAAGGUGAAGAAUUGUAAAAAUUUUACCAUGAGGAAAAGCACGGUGUAUUAUUGAACAGAAAGAUUUAUAAAAGUGGGAGUGAAAAAAUUGUUUUAAAAAAUAUGGUGUAAAUAAGAGCUUUUCUGCUGUUGGUAUUCUCUGCCACUUCAAAUAGUACAAAGUGACAUGUUUGUUAUAAUGAUUAAGUACCAAGCAUUGGCAUAUCAGUUUCAAUUCAUGUUAGAGUAGAUAAUUUUAUUUAGAUAAUGAAUUAUGUCAAAGAGGAAACUUCAAGUUACUUUAGUUAAUUUUCUGAGACAUCUCCAUCCAGUGUCUGUCCAUAUAUUACCCAUCGAAAAUGUCUGGGAUCACACUCAAUGAAAGUAUUGGAAUGAUAUUUAGUUGUGGGGAUGAAAAGUAAAAGGCUUUUAUGCUGAAUAUAUAUAAUAAUUGAUAGUAGCAGUACAAACUCCAAUAUCUGUAUUCUCCUAAUUUCUCCUUUGCAUACAGGAUCUGGGAAUAAGCUGUUAGCUUUUCCUAAAUACUUUAAAUAGCUUCAGUAUGAUUGUAUCACUUGUAUUCAGCUUAUGCAUGUUUAAUGCACCUCUUUUUUCAGAGUGCUGAAGGAAUUAUUGCCAUUCACCAGAUUAAAUAAGUUCAAGACUUGCUGCUGUUUCCUUGGUAUGUAACACAGUAUUAAGGCACCAGUGUAAAUUUUAGGGAUUUCUUUGUUAUUGCUGUGAAUCCUCAAAGUUCCAUUGAAAUUUGUUUGAAUGCUGGUAUUCUCGUCUGUUAAAAAGCAGAUUGCUGGUUGGGCAUGAGUAAUUCCAAGCUGGUUGAUUUCUUUCAUUACUAUUAUUGUUGACCUACAUCAUAAGGUUUGUGAAAAUAUUUUAUGACCAGUAUUUUUAUCUAAAUUGUCUUCAAACCUGAAUUAGUGUUUUGAUACUCUUAAGUAUCACCCUCAGAGACAAUUAAUAUAUAUCUAGGUUACUGUUCUGUAAUGUACAACUUUGGGUGAUGUUAAUUGUCUGUGUGUAUUCUCAUAUAGAUACUGUGCACUGCUUUUCCUUAGGUUGUUUAGAAAGAGCUGUGUUUUAAGUAUUCAUAAAAGCAACUGUUGAUAGAUAUUGUUUCAGACAACUUAACACAUUUAAGUAAAUCUAGUAUGCCCUUGAAAUUAACAUCUUUGUAUCAUGUUAGCCUCCAGUUAUUUAAAAGAUUCAGAAGAUAGUUUAGGUUGUGCAGUGGUCAAAGUAUUAUAUAACACAGUGGAGGAAAUAUCUACUAAUGAAAGCUUGUUCUGAUCACACAGAUAAAACAAAGCAUUUUAAUAGGUAUUUUAUGUGGUGAUUAGUAUUAUGAUAUAUGUAUAUAAAGGAAAAAAAACAUGUGAUUGUGCUGUUGUUGCAAAUUUAGGAAAAAAAAUUUGCCCAUUUAGUGUUUAUCCAUGAUAUGUUUAUGGUGUAGGAGAUUUGGCAUGAAUUCUGUAUCAAGCCAACCAUAUUUUGAGAUCCUGAGCAACAAUAAUCUCACCAUUUUGAUAAGGAUGAUAGACGAAACAAAAGAAAUCUAGUUCUAGUAAAGAUGACCAUGUAGCUUACAAACAGUUGCAAUCUUCCAUUUCAUUGAGUAACAUUAGUGGUAUUAAAAACUGAAGAUACUAGUCAUAGCAGUUUAGAUCUUUACAAUUUUGCGUGUACAUUGACUAUCAACUUGUCUUUUAGAUAACAUGUGUUAUUAUUGAUUAUGUAGAUUUUGUGAUGUAUAACAUAUAUGUGCCAAACUGGAUGUUAUGUUGUACGUAAGACAUGAUUUUGCAACUGAGUAGAUGGUACAUCUGGGUUAGUAAUUCAAUUAUGACAAACAUACACAUCCUCUUUUUUGUUACUAGUAACAUUUUUCUCUCCAGCAUAGCUGAUGUGGGCCUAUAUGUUUCAAAUUACUUAGGCUUUUUAUCUGCAUCCAUCACUUGUUUUGGUUUAGUACAUAGUACUCUAGGAACACAAGCACAUUCAUAGUGGCCAAUAAAAAUUGAGCAUAAACUGUAUACUUUCUGCUUCUCUUCAGUAUUAUUUUUUUUUUUCUUUUUUCCCUCAAAUUAAUACUGCUUUUCAUUUUUUCUUUAAUGGCAUUUUUUUUAAGCAACAAAUAAAUUUUUCACAUGCCAUUCUUUGGUUUUAAGAUAAGCUAAUAAUGAAGAUUAUAUUUACAUAAAAGAUGCCAACAUUACCAUAGCUUGCUCGACAAGUUUUCAUUGACAUUAAUUUUUUUUUUCAAGUUAAUGUAGUUUAUGUAAAGUUAAUCUAGUUUAAAAAUCUGUUCAUCUACUUAAUAUCUUUUAUUUUCUUAAGUGGAACUACUAUUUUUUUUUCAAACAUAUAUGAAAUAUGUUAUUUUAAGGCUUUUGUAAAGGUAACACGAAUAUGGAUUCUAACAUGUACUGUAUUGUGUAUAUUUCUCCCUAAAUGUUUAUUUCAUCCAUAUUACAAGUGUGCCCAGAUCAUUAUCUUGUCUGAACUGAUUCUUGUAUGGUAACAUCUUUUGGGCUAAAAUAAAUUGCUCAAGUA
Penaeus chinensis is the source of this 6479-nucleotide messenger RNA. Its product is annotated as RILP-like protein homolog. NCBI's taxonomy places the organism in Eukaryota, Metazoa, Arthropoda, Malacostraca, Decapoda, Penaeidae. Bases 1 to 1677 code for a protein of 558 amino acids. Gene Ontology annotation, cellular component: cytoplasm; ciliary basal body. Gene Ontology annotation, molecular function: protein dimerization activity. The transcript has 13 exons. Gene Ontology annotation, biological process: cilium assembly. The record is from RefSeq and is a predicted model, not a curated record.